GUCAAAGUCUCAAGAACCGACAACAUGGUUGAGUGGACAGAGUUCGAGCGUUCUACCAUUGCCGACAUCUUCUCCAAACUGAACUACGACGUUGCGGGUUCAAACGCCCUUGCGAGAUGUCUAGUUGUGUACCCCUGGACUCAGAGAUAUUUCGGUAAAUUUGGAAAUUUGUACAAUGCUGCUGCCAUCAUGGGAAACCCCAUGGUUGCCGCUCACGGCACGGUGGUCCUGCACGGAUUGGACAAAGCUGUUAAGAACAUGGACGACAUCAAGGCCACCUAUGCCGAGUUGAGCGUGCUGCACUCUGAGAAGCUGCACGUGGAUCCCGACAACUUCAAGCUGCUGGCUGACUGCCUGACCAUUGUUGUUGCGUCUCAAAUGGGCUCUGCGUUCACACCUCAAGUCCAGGCUGCGCUCCAGAAGUUUCUGGCUGUCGUGGUUUCCUCCCUUGGAAGACAAUACCAUUAG
Molecule: messenger RNA, 468 nt
Organism: Chanos chanos (milkfish)
Lineage: Eukaryota; Metazoa; Chordata; Actinopteri; Gonorynchiformes; Chanidae
Gene: hbbe1.1
Product: hemoglobin beta embryonic-1.1
Exons: 3
Coding region: 25-468 (147 amino acids)
Biological process (GO): hydrogen peroxide catabolic process; oxygen transport
Cellular component (GO): hemoglobin complex; blood microparticle; haptoglobin-hemoglobin complex
Molecular function (GO): haptoglobin binding; peroxidase activity; oxygen binding
Source: RefSeq, a predicted model, not a curated record